GCCUUACUACUCUUAACAGAACUAAAUAGGAUAUAAAGUCCCUAGUGCAUCUGUGAAGCUUUCAUGGGGAACUCCGGUGCAUUUCAUAGUUCACUUACCCUACAAUCCUUAACUGUCUUCUCCCUCGUUGCUGUUUUUGCAGCAGAUCAUGUCCAGGGAGGAGAUGAUGGGUGCUCACCUUUCUCCUGUGGACAUCUCCGAGACAUAUCAUAUCCUUUCCGUCAGCGAGGUGAUCCUCUUGAUUGCGGUGUUGAAGCAUACGAGCUGGGUUGUACCAGUAGCAAGGCUACAAUUCACAUCAACACAGGAACAUACUAUGUGACUGCCAUCAACUACACUGGUUCCUACUUCUGGGUCAUGGAUCCCAUCUUCAAUACCAAUAGCAGCUGCCCUCUUCCACUGUGGAAUCACGUUCCUUACAUUGGUACAUACUUGGGCGGAAUUGAUUCAGUUUCACCACCUGGCUUUCGGUAUUUGGUCUCUCAAAGCUAUGAAGCAGCUUGUUUUGCUAAUUGUUCGCAAGCAGUAACGAAUAAUAGUGCAUACAAACCCGUUGCUUGCCUGAGUGCCAACAAUUCACAUGUUUAUGUCUGGGUGUCUAAUUACACAUAUUGUGUGGUUGAAGAUCUUGAGCCUUAUUGUGGAUACCUGGCCAAGAUUCCAUUUGGUAACGAGUAUUCUUCUGAUUGGGGACCGCUACAGAAUGCAAGUUAUGCAGAUAUCACACAAUUCAUAAGUAAGGGCUUUACUGUCCGAUUUCCUGUGGACACCAUGGGGCCUUCUGCUUCUGUGAAGUUAAGAAAGAACAUCAAUUUAUGCCUCAACAAUUCAAUCAGCUACUUCAAGGAGCAAUCAUCUGGUGCAAGCAUCGUGAAUUGGACUCAUGCUUUUUUCUGGAGUGAAGUGCACUUCUUAGAAUGCGUGACUCAGUUGUCCAACGAUCACUACUACACAACACCGUUUGUUUUGGUUGUUGUGACCAUAUUAUCUGCGAUUGCUAUCCCCAAGUUCUUUUUCGUACUAUUGAGGUUAUUGUUGGCACCCCUAGCUGUAUGGAUAUUCCUAGCAUACAAGUACUGGAAAACAAGGAUCAUAAUUGAUGCAGUUGAGAAGUUCCUCAGGAUUCAACAAAUGAUUGGCCCAACAAGGUACGCCUACACAGACAUCGUUGUAAUCACAAGCCAUUUCAGAGAUAAAUUGGGCCAAGGGGGCUACGGUACGGUGUACAAGGGUGUGCUUCUCCCAGGUGGCGUCCAUGUCGCCGUCAAGAUGCUAGAGGGCAAUUCCAACUGCAAUGGAGAAGAUUUCAUCAGCGAGGUCUCCACCAUCGGCAGGAUCCACCACGUCAACGUGGUGCGUUUAGUGGGGUUCUGCUCGGAGGAAAUGAGAACGGCCCUAGUCUAUGAGUACAUGCCCCAUGGUUCUCUGGACCAGUACAUCUUCUCUGCUGAGAAAAGCUUCUCAUGGGACAAGCUCAACGAGAUCGCUCUGGGCAUUGCCAGGGGGAUCAACUACCUACACCAAGGGUGCGACAUGCAGAUUCUGCACUUUGACAUCAAGCCACACAACAUCCUUCUCGACAGCAAUUUCGUCCCAAAGGUCGCCGAUUUCGGGCUCGCCAAACUAUACCCGAGGGGUGACAGUUUCGUGCCACUGAGCGCCAUGCGGGGAACCGUCGGCUACAUAGCCCCCGAGAUGAUAUCCCGGAGCUUCGGUGUCAUAUCCAGCAAAUCCGACGUGUACAGCUUCGGGAUGCUGCUGCUGGAGAUGGCCGGCGGGAGAAGGAACGCUGAUCCAAACAUGGGGUCCUCAAGCCAGGCAUACUACCCAUCAUGGGUGUACGACCAGCUGACUCAGGAAGAAGCGGGCGAGAUAUCUCCAGUUAAUGCCGACAUGCACGAGCUGGAGAAGAAGCUGUGUAUUGUCGGAUUAUGGUGUAUUCAGAUGAGGUCUCGUGAUCGGCCAACAAUGAGCGAGGUCAUUGAGAUCCUGGAUGCCGGGACCGACAGCCUGCAGAUGCCUUCAAGACCGUUUUUCUGUGACGAAGGGCACAUCCAUGUGGACGACUCUUACCAUUUCACUUCCGAGCUGACGGUGGUGUCAGAGGAGGAAUCGACUGCGGUGUCAGAGGAAGACAAUUUGUGAGGUAUAUAUAAACGAUGUGUGAUAUAUUUUGUGUAUGUAAUCUGCACUUAUAUGUAUGUGUUCACGGAGUGAUGCACUUAGCUAAUAAAAGUGACGCAGUUUUGUAACAGUAUAAAUCUUUUGUGCAAACUGUCAUCCUUGUUCUGCACUUCAUUAUUGGAGAAACAGGGCAACUUCAAAUUAGUUUAAAAAACAGGACAACUUCAAAUAAGUUUCAAAUCUUACAUCCAUCUAUUUUUGUCUUUUCAGUACUGUUGAUACAAAUUCUGACCGAAAAUAUUGUUUGAACCAUCUGUGAGAGGUGACAAAAGAAC
This is a messenger RNA of Triticum aestivum (bread wheat), 2459 nucleotides long. RefSeq names its product LEAF RUST 10 DISEASE-RESISTANCE proteinUS RECEPTOR-LIKE PROTEIN KINASE-like 2.3. The transcript is spliced from 3 exons. Bases 64 to 2145 code for a protein of 693 amino acids. Gene Ontology annotation, molecular function: ATP binding; polysaccharide binding; protein kinase activity. Gene Ontology annotation, biological process: protein phosphorylation. The record is from RefSeq and is a predicted model, not a curated record. NCBI's taxonomy places the organism in Eukaryota, Viridiplantae, Streptophyta, Magnoliopsida, Poales, Poaceae.